Molecule: messenger RNA, 1395 nt
Organism: Polistes canadensis
Lineage: Eukaryota; Metazoa; Arthropoda; Insecta; Hymenoptera; Vespidae
Product: malate dehydrogenase, mitochondrial-like
Exons: 8
Coding region: 1-1395 (464 amino acids)
Biological process (GO): tricarboxylic acid cycle
Cellular component (GO): mitochondrion; cytoplasm
Molecular function (GO): L-malate dehydrogenase (NAD+) activity
Source: RefSeq, a predicted model, not a curated record
AUGACGAUCAGAAUGAGAACGUUAGAAAAAGAAAUAGACGAGGAUAUAAAUAUGAGGAUAAAAAGAAAACAAGAUGGAAUUCGUUUGGCGGAUCUUCUCACGCGCCUUAACAGCGAGACGAGUUCUUCCUCGUCGUUGGCGUCCGAGGCAAGAGCAGCGAUUUCUCUUCUUAAUCGCGACUAUAAAUAUUUGAAUACACCAAGAUCAGAAGUAACAGUUUUUAUUAGAGGAUUUGGACAAUCCAAUAUACUUCUAUCAAAAUCAAUGAAAGUUGCAAUACUUGGUGCUAACAAUGAGACAGGAAGAUUUUUGUCCCUGCUACUCAAACGAUCCUCCCUGAUCGACGAGAUCUCGCUAUACGAUAAGGAAACGACCGAGUAUCUCGCAUCUGAGCUCAAUCACGUUGACACGAGAUGCAAAGUCACGACGUAUCCACACAACGAGGAAUGCCUGACGCGAACGCUGCAGGAUGCAAAAGUAGUCGUAGCUUUAGCUGGAAAAAAUCUUCAAGGCGAAUCGACACCAACGGAAUUACUCGAGUCAAACGCCGAGAUCUUGUCGGAUUUACUACCGAACGUCAUUAGAAGCUGUCCUCGGGCAAUGUUAGCAAUUGCGAUGUACCCGGUUAACAGUUUAGUACCCGUGGCAGUAGAAAUGUAUAAAAAAGCUGGAAUCUAUGAAUGUAAACGUCUUUUUGGAGUGACCACUCUCGAUUGUGUAAGAGCAAAUAGUUUAGCAGCAGAAAUGACGGGUAUAGCACCGGAAUGUGUCGUGGUACCGGUUAUUGGAGGAUGCUGUCCGUGUACUCGCAUCCCUCUCUUCUCUCAAAUGACACCACGCGUCAAUUUAUCAAUGCAAGAGAUGAAGAAUCUAACCAAUUCCGUGAGAAAAGCUGACGAAGACGUUUUAAAAGCCAAUUGUGGACGUAACGUUUCGAUUUAUGCGUCGGCAUUUGCAAUUGGUAGAUUUUGCAUUUCGCUUUGCAAAUCGGUACGACAACAAAGAGGAGUAAUAGAAUGUGCUUACGUUCGUUCUUGCGUGAUACCAGAAGUUACGUACUUUGCUUCACAACUCGAAUUAGGUCCAGACGGUAUUCAGAAGUAUCUUGGCAUCCCACCUCUUAACAACGACGAAUGUAAACUCUUGCUCGAAGCUAUACCUGUUUUAAGAGAAGCUAUUAAUCAAGGCGAGACUUUAGCUCUUGGAUCUAAAUCGAUAUCUUCGGAAAAGUGUCCCGUUUAUCCUGACACACGCGGUAACUGUAGCAAUCUCAUUUGCGAUAUCUAUUCGAAUUGCGGUUGGAAAUGUCAUGAAAGGAACGGUCCGUUUGGAAAUCGAUUCGAGCAACGUAGUUACGUGAAGAGAUUGGUUGAUGACGCUAGAUGGGUACCGUAA